CUUGUAAUUGUUUAUUCGUUGAAAAUUCUGUUUUUUGUUCGUUGAUUAUUUAAAAAUUUAAGCCUAAAACGUUAAACUAUAUUAGGUAAAAAAGAUGUAUCUAUCUUCUGUCAGUUCUCGGUUGUUGUUAUAUGAUACAAACAAUUGGGAAUUGAAAUAUUGUCACGGAAAAUCUAACGGAAUUAUACGAGAUGUGUCUUGGAGCGACGAUAGUAAAUAUAUCCUAUUGGUCAACCCAAAAGGAACUGCUGAAAUUUUAAGUCCUGCAUCCCAUAACUUGGUGUUACAGCAUAUCCCAAUAGAUGAUUCAUGUGCAGCAUGUUUCCAAAGAGAUGGCCAUCGUAAUAUAGCAAUAGGAACUAUAAAAGGUGAAGUGAUCAUUUGGGAUGCUAAAAACAAAGAAAAAACUAAAAUAUUUCCCACAUUGCCGUCCUAUGCUGCAGUAGACUUUUUAAGUUUUAAUGCUAAAAAUACAAAUUUAGCUUCUAGUAUGCAAAAUGGAGACACUGUGAUUUAUGGGCUUGUGUCCAAUAUACCUGUUUCAACUGUUAAACUUAAUUGUUCCAAGAGCAUAUCGGCAAUGAAGUUUCAUCAUGAAGCAAGGUCACUUUUAGGUCUAGCAACUGAUGAGGGGCAUGUUAUACUAAAGGAUGUUAGUGCUAAUAAGGACAAAGUCACUUUUGAGAACAGUCAUGCAUCUCCAGUUUCCGAUUUUGUAUAUUCCCUUAUCAAUAGGGAUGUUAUGUUAUCUUGUGGUCUUGACAAAAAUUUGCAAGUUUAUGAUAUCAAACAGAGAAAUGUUGUAUCAACUUUGAAAACACCACAUGCCUUAACAUCAUUGGCAAUAAAUGCAGAAAAUCAAGUUGCACUUGGAACUCAAAAGGGCUAUGUUUUGCUGUAUGAUUUAAGAGACCUAACUACACCAUUAAAAAUCUUAAAAGGCCAUAACAAUAUAGUAAAAAAAGUAGCAUUUCAACCACCAAGAAAAAAAUUUAUGUCUCCAGAAUUAAGUUUGGUUGAUAAAUUGGAUACAAAUAGUUCCAAUAUUGAAUCACCAAUUCAAAACAAUUCAUUUGAUAUACUUUUUACAUGUAACACACCACCAAAUCGCCCAGAGCCACCUGCAAGAGAUGUGGAAGAUUCAUUUCUUUUUAAAAUGGGCAUGGAAGACAAAUCAAAUGAAGAAUUAGAACUAAAUCAAAAUAGAUCAUUAGAAACUUAUAGAAAAAGUGAUUGUAAUGAAUUCAGGUUGCACCAGUUGGAUAUUGAAAAAAGUGCUAUAGGUAAAUCCUCUACACCAAUUAUAAAUAAAACUGCAGAUAACAUUUUGCAAAACCCCACAACACAUAAUGAUAUAAUUGAAGAAAGAGCUUCUAACUCCAACAUUUUACCAAUAAAAUGCGAUAACACUGUUCAAAAUAUUGGUAUUGACAAUAAAACUAUUGAAGAGCUAAAAGAUUUCUUCAAAUUAAGUCUUUCAUAUGUUGCAGAUGACAAUAAAAAUUAUUUUCUCCAAAUUAUGAUGGCAUUGACUAAACAAAAGCUUUAUUUAGAAAAGCAGCUAUCUCAAAUGAGCAACCAUAUAUUAAGGAUAGAGGAAAAUCAAAAUGAAUUGGUAGAAAUAAAUAGAAAGCUAGCAUUAGAAAUUGAUCAAUUGAAAUCUAGGCACAUCUCUUUUUAAUUUUGCUCUCUAAUUGAUGUAAUCCCACUUGUAAACUCUCAAUAUUAUUACUAGUUUACUAGAGGAAUCACUCGGAUAUCAAAUUACAACUGUCUAAUAUCAGUGAGGUAGAUUAUAAGUUAAGUGCUACUAUAAACUUACACUACUAAACUUGAAGAAACAUGAUAUUAUUAUGUUAAACUGCUAUUGAAAAAUUUGAGGUAUUAUAACUAGGGAUAAUGAAAAAUUACAGCUUAGCUUAGCUUUAUUGUGUUUUCUUAAUAUACAAUUUCAAACAUACCUAUCUGUAGAGAUGUGAAACAGCAUGUAUUUAAAUCAUUAGGCAAUAUUUUGCAUUAUUUCAUAUCAAAGAAAUGUUGUAUAAAAUAUUAUUAACUUUAUCAUACUAUGGUUAGCAAGCCCAUAAAUAUUUUGUAUGAUGAUUAGUAUAGUUUUAAGUAAAGACUUAAACAAGACUUUUUAUGGGUACCUAUGAAAAAAUGAUUUAAAAACUAGAAAUGAUGUUAUUUAGUCCUUUUCAUCAAUUUACUAGCUUUAACAACAUUAGUAUACAUUAAAUAAUACAUUUAUAAUAAUAUUAUAUUUGACUUAUAUUUUAUUCCGUGCCAAUUUUAUCUCAGAAUUGUAACAUAUUUUGUAAGACUAAUUAUUAGCAAAUUAAAAUUGUUAUUAACCAGAAUCAUUGUUGAUUCAUUUGCAGCCAUGAAGAUCCUAGAUAAAAUUAAAUGCAUUAACAUUUCUUA
This is a messenger RNA of Pieris rapae (cabbage white), 2424 nucleotides long. RefSeq names its product protein NEDD1 (gene Grip71). Gene Ontology annotation, biological process: microtubule nucleation; mitotic cell cycle. Gene Ontology annotation, molecular function: gamma-tubulin binding. NCBI's taxonomy places the organism in Eukaryota, Metazoa, Arthropoda, Insecta, Lepidoptera, Pieridae. The transcript has 2 exons. Gene Ontology annotation, cellular component: spindle pole; centriole; pericentriolar material. The coding region runs from base 95 to 1681 and encodes 528 amino acids. The record is from RefSeq and is a predicted model, not a curated record.